Messenger RNA from Knipowitschia caucasica, 618 nucleotides. NCBI's taxonomy places the organism in Eukaryota, Metazoa, Chordata, Actinopteri, Gobiiformes, Gobiidae. The record is from the annotation of a GenBank genome assembly.
AUGGCUGGAGAGAGCAGCUUGUUAUGUGAAGAGCAGUUUGAGUGCAUCAUUUGCACAGAAUUUUUUAGGAACCCAGUGACUCUCCCGUGUGGACAUAACUUCUGUCAAGUCUGUAUCGAGCAGCACUGGAGGGACAAAAAGGUGCGCAAAUGCCCUCUCUGCAACCAAGAGUUCGACAAGUCCCUGAAGCUGAGCAUAAACACUGUGUUCCGAGACAUUGUGGAGAGUUUUAAACAGGAUUAUGAUGUGAGUGAGAGUGAAAAGCCCAGCGGCCCAGACCAGGUGCUGUGUGACUGCUGUCUUCAGAGUAAGCGCAGAGCAGCUCAAACCUGCCUGGUGUGUUUGACAUCAUACUGCACGGCACACCUGGAGCCUCACCGCAGAGUGGCCGCUUUAACCACACACACACUGACAGAUCCUGUGCCAAACCUGCACCAGAACAUGUGCACCAAACACCACAGGAUUCUGGAGGAGAGCAGCUGUGGCCAGGGAAUGGUCUGUGCAUUGUGUUCCAGUAAUGAGACAAGCAGCACAAGAGGAGACAACAAGGUUUUCACGCCUCCCUCCGCACGCUGGCUUCACCACUGGAAGAGUUUACUACGAUGUUCCCAACACUAG